Messenger RNA from Rhopalosiphum maidis (corn leaf aphid), 876 nucleotides. RefSeq names its product vegetative cell wall protein gp1-like. The transcript has 2 exons. The record is from RefSeq and is a predicted model, not a curated record. NCBI's taxonomy places the organism in Eukaryota, Metazoa, Arthropoda, Insecta, Hemiptera, Aphididae. The coding region runs from base 1 to 876 and encodes 291 amino acids.
AUGAACACUUUUGGAAUUAUAGCCACCUUGGCAGUGGCUAGCUUCGCUACGAUCGAAGCCACACCGUGUCCACCUACAUGCCUUCCACUCCCAUGUCUUCCAGCGCCAGUUCUACCACCACCAUGUCUUCCAGCCCCAGCUCUACCACCACCGUGCCUUCCACCACCAGUUUUACCAUCCCCAUGUCUUCCUGCCCCACCUCUGCCACCUUGCAUACCUUCACCACCAAUUAGUCCAGCGGCUCUAGCCUCUUUAUUAGCUACUCUUAAAGCAGCGGCACCUAUUUCACCCCUUGCCACACUACCUGUUCCACCGCCUGCCCUACCAGCCUGUGCACCCGCCCCGACUGUAGCUACAACCCUGACGGUCCCCGCACCUGCACCUCAGGUCAUAGCUCCAGGACCAGCACCAGGGCCAUUGAUAGUCCAAUUGCCGUCAGUAGCCGGAAAGGUAGCGCCAAUCGUCGUUCCCGCCGGUCCAGCCGCUAAUCUGCUCGUCAAACUGACUCAAUCUCCAGCUCCCGCACCCAUCAUACUUCCAGGAGCGGCACCCGGGCCUAUCGUCAUCAACGACGGAAACGUAAUCAAGGAACAGUCCAUCACGCGUGCACCAGCUCCAGAUCCAAACAAAAUAUUCUUCGCGUUACCACCGCCAUUACCGACUCCACCUGUCGUGUUGCCACCCGCGCCAUUGCCAAAAGUGUUCUUCAAUCCCGGUCUGUAUGUCCAAAAACCUGAUAUCGUUUACCAAACUCCAGUCGGUCUACCUCAAUUGUUUUUGAUUCCGUCGCCGUGCCCAUGCCCAGCACCGUGCUACCCACCACCCGGUCCAUGCAACCUACCUCCAGUCCUUGCUAAGGUUCCUUGCGUUUGUUAA